UCUCGGUGGCUUCCCAUGGAGUGGUUUGCUCCCUGUCUGCACCAGAGGAUGUCCUGUAUUUCUCCUCCUCUGUAAUUUUUCUCACGUUCACGCUGGGCCGUGUCCUUCCCCACUGAGGCAGCCCGUGAGCUGAGGCCCACCUCCAGGGGCCUGAGUGAGCCGCCACAGCCCGGUGUUUCAGGCGCAGCUGACUUGCCUCGGGGACAGGAAGACACUGCGGGGCACGGCUGCAGCAAAGGUGCCUGCUGGGUGCUAGAGAGAAGGAAAGCGGGGUGGGGGUGGGGGAGGAGGGCGGGAGGAUGCAGCUCCAGCCCUGUCCAGGCCCGCUGCCUGCCAUGCGGCCUUGGGCAAAUCACUGAACGCCCCACACGUGCCUGGUUUCCCACCACCACCACCACCCCCAAAAGGCAAAGGUCUGCUGACGUGAGCCUGUCUCCUCUGUAGCCUUGGCUGCACCACUUGCCCCUGAGCCUCAGGUCUGCAGGGGCACUUGGUCCGUGGAGCAAACCCUGGCAGCAACCCCUGCCUCUGGCCUUCCGGGUGAUGACAAAGCCAGAGAGCUGGCCCGAGGCAGCCACGGCUCACUCAUUUGUCUGUGAGGCUUGUUGGCUUUUGAAAUGAGACAGGAAGGAGGGCUGAGGUGGAGCCCGGCACAGGAAGAGGUGAGGAGCCCCUGCUGCCGUGACAGCCGGGGACUCGGGGGAGUGCAGGAGCUGGCAGGCCACGUCCCUGCUGCCCUGCGUGGUCAGCACCGCCCGGUCCCUCCAGACAGGGCUUCACUCCUGCCCUGGAUGGAUCCUGAGGGACCCGGCUGACCGGCUGCAGAGAUUUCCAGGACAUCCUCCCCUCCGCCCAGCUGCCUCUGUCCACUGGAGCAGGGUGAAGCCCAGAAGUGCCAGGAUGGAGCACCCCUAGUCCCCUGGUCUCGGCCUCCCUGGAGAAAUGAGGCUCGGGAGACCCGUGGACAAAGGAUGGCCAACUCCUGCCCGCUGAGUGCCUGGGGCCCUGCUGGAGGGGCUGCCGAGGGCUGGACACCCUGCCCACUGCAGGUUACAAAUGAGGACACCACGGCACAGAGAGCUCAGGCGGCCUGUCCAGUGUCACACAGACGCCCCUGGCCGCAGUCCCCGACUCCAUGAGGAAGCAGGAGUUGCGCCCGGGCGGGGAGGCUGGCCAGGGCCACGCCGCCAGCUCCCCAGCCGAGCAGGUGAAAGCCCUGGUGGACCUGCUGGCCGGGAAAGGCGGUCAGGGCUCCCAGGCCCCACAGCCCCCCAACAGGACGCCAGAAUGCCCGCUGAAGCCCCAUGGCAAUGACUUGAGGAUACAGAGGCACCGGGAGGCCCUGCUGAGCAGGACCGGGGGCGGCCCCGAGCUGGGCAGCCCCUCCCCAAGGCUGACCAGCCUCCUGCUGGUGGAGGGCCUGACGGACCUGCAGCUGAGGGAGCACGACUUCACGCAGGUGGAGGCCACGCGCGGGGGCUGGUGCUCGGCCAAGACCAUCGCCCUGGACAGGCUCUUCCUGCCCCUGUCGCGGGUAUCCAUACCCCCCCGCAUCUCCAUCACCAUCGGGGUGGCCGGGGUGGGCAAGACCACCCUGGUGAGGAACUUCGUCCACCUCUGGGCCCGGGGGCAGGUGGGCAAGGACUUCUCACUGGUACUGCCGCUGACCUUCCGGGAUCUCAACACCCAUGAGAAGCUGUCUGCAGACAGACUCCUCCGCUCCGUCUUCCCGCAUGCUGGGGAGGCGGGCCUGGCAUCAACGGCGCUGAGCAAAGCCCUCCUGGUCCUGGAUGGCCUGGACGAGUGUAAGACGCCCCUGGACUUCUCCAACACCGUGGCCUGCACGGACCCCAAGAAGGAGAUCCAGGUGGACCACCUGAUCACCAACAUCAUCCGGGGCAACCUCUUCCCGGAAGUGUCUGUCUGGAUCACCUCUCGUCCCGGCGCAGCUGGCCAGAUUCCGGGGGGCCUGGUGGACCGGAUGACCGAGAUCCGGGGCUUCAGUGAAGAGGAGAUCAAGACCUGUCUGGAGCAGAUGUUCCCCGAGGACCCUGUCCUCACGGGCUGGGUCCUGAGCCAGGUUCAGGCUGACCGGGCCCUGUACCUCAUGUGCACCGUCCCGGCCUUCUGCCGGCUGGCGGGGGCAGCGCUGGGCCACCUGCACCGCCACAGGCCGGGGCCCCCGGACGCCGAGCUGUGGCCCCCGAGGACCCUGUGUGAGCUCUACUCGUGGUACUUCAGGAUGGCCCUUGGCGGAGAGGGGCAGGAGAAGGCCAAGGCGAGCCCCCGUAUCGAGCAGUUGGCUCUCAGCGGCCGCAAGCUGGUGGGCACGCUGGGCCGGCUGGCCUUCCACGGGCUGGUCCGGAAGAAGUACGUGUUCUACGAGCCCGACCUGAAGGUGCUGGGCGUGGACCUCGCGCUGCUACAGACGGCCCUGUGCGGCCGCUUCCUGCAGCGGGAGGAGACGCUGGCCUCCGCGGCCGCCUACUGCUUCACCCACCUGUCCCUGCAGGAGUUCGUGGCGGCCGCGUACUACUGCAGCGCCUCCAAGAGGGCCAUCUUCGACCUCUUCACCGAGGGCGGCGUGUCCUGGCCCCGGCUGGGCUUCCUCACGCACUUCCGGAGUGCGGCCCAGCGGGCCAUGCAGGCCGAGGACGGGCGGCUCGACGUCUUCCUGCGAUUCCUCUCAGGCCUCUUGUCCCCGAGGGUCAACGCGCUGCUGGCCGGCUCCCUGCUGACCCAGGGCGAGCACCAGGGCUACCGGGCCCAGGUGGCCGAGCUCCUGCAGGGCUGUCUGCGCCCUGACGUGGCGGUCUGCGCCCGGGCCGUCAACAUCCUGCACUGCCUGCGCGAGCUGCAGCACAUCGAGCUGGCCCGCAGCGUGGAGGGGGCCGUGGCCAGCGGGGGCCUGGCCAGGCUGACCAGCCCCCCGCACCGCGCCGCCCUGGCCUACCUCCUGCAGGUGUCUGACGUCUGCACCCCGGAGGCCCCCCUGCCCCUGCGCCUAGGCCCGGGCGUCCUCCAGAGCCUGCUGCCCCAGCUGCUCUACUGCCGGAGCCUGAGGCUGGACACCAACCAGUUCCAGGACCCCGUGAUGGACCUGCUGGGCAGCGUGCUGAGUGGGAAAGACUGUCGCAUUCAGAGGAUCAGCUUGGCUGAGAACCAGAUCAGUAACAAAGGGGCCAAAGCUCUGGCCAGAUCCCUCCUCGUCAACAGAAGCCUGACCACUCUGGAUCUCCGCAGUAACUCCAUCGGCCCUCAGGGGGCCAAGGCACUGGCAGAUGCUCUGAAGAUUAACCGCACCCUGGCCUCUCUGAGCCUCCAGAGCAACAGGAUCAGGGACGACGGCGCCAGGUCCAUGGCUGAGGCCUUGGCCGCCAACCGGAUCCUCUGUGUGCUUCACCUGCAGAAGAACUCCAUCGGGCCAGUGGGAACCCAGCAGAUGGCAGAUGCCCUGAAGCAAAACAGGAGUCUGAAGGAGCUCAUGUUCUCCAGCAACAGCAUUGGCGAUGGAGGCGCCAAGGCCCUGGCGGAGGCCCUGAUGGUGAACCAGGGCCUGAAGAGCCUGGACCUGCAGAGCAACUCCAUCAGUGACCCGGGAGUAGCAGCGCUGAUGGGGGCCCUCUGCACCAACCAGACGCUCCUCAGCCUCAACCUUCGAGAAAAUUCCAUCAGCCCGGAGGGAGCCCAGGAUCUGGCGCGUGCUCUCCGCACCAACAGCACCCUGAGGAGUCUGGACCUGACAGCAAACCUACUCCACGACCAGGGCGCCCAGGCCAUCGCAGAGGCAGUGAGAGAAAACCACGCCCUCACGUCCCUUCACCUGCAGUGGAACUUCAUCCAGGCCGGCGCUGCCAAGGCCCUGGGACAAGCACUACAGCUCAACAUGAGCCUGACCAGCCUCGAUUUACAGGAGAACGCCAUCGGGGAUGAAGGUGCCUCUGCGGUGGCCAGCGCGCUGAAGGUGAACACAGCCCUCACUGCUCUCUAUCUCCAGGUGGCCUCCAUUGGUGCUCUGGGGGCCCAGGCACUCGGGGAGGCCCUGGCUGUGAACAGAACCUUGGAGAUUCUAGACUUAAGAGGAAACACCAUCGAGGUGGCUGGAGCCAAAGCCCUGGCGAAUGCGCUCAAGGUCAAUUCCAGUCUCCGGAGACUCAAUCUUCAAGAGAAUUCCUUGGGAAUGGAGGGGGCGAUAUGCGUUGCCACUGCACUGUCUGGAAACCAUGGGCUCCGGCACAUCAAUCUCCAGGGAAACCACAUUGGAGAGUCUGGUGCCAGGAUGAUCUCAGAGGCUAUCAAGACAAACGCUCCCUUGUGCACUGUGGAAAUGUGAGCAAAACAAGUUCCUGGUGGAUCCGGUAGACACACAGCUGAAAACUUUCCAACAAAAGGACCAUUUCUCAAGGGUGCCUUCCUGCGGUCUGGGAAUGAUGCUGACCCACAAGAGUGCUGGUCUUCUGCAAGGAGGCAGGAAAGGAGCUGCCAGAGGAGGAUACGAGACCCUCUCCUGGUCCAGGGUCAGUCCAGGCAGGGGAGAGAUGGACGCUCCACUACAGCACGGAGAAGGGAUGGUCUUCUGCCAAGGGACUCAGGGACGGGACUCAGAGCUCAGCAAGAAGCCAGUCAGUGCCUAUUUAUGUCCUGGGGUCUUUAAUGUGCCCCUACCUUUUCUUAUCAUGACUUCCCUGGAUAAAAUCACUGCCUCACUCUGAAAUGAACUGCCAUCUUCAAGCCCAUGAAGAGUGUCAAUUUGGCAUCAGUGACAGAGGGAACAUCUUUUUUCAAGAAGAAAAGGCUACAGGAGUAUGAUCUUUAGAGUCAUAUGGAAAAAUUAGGAAAAAAUUUUGAAGAGAAAGGAAGGCUUUAAUUAUAGGAUUCUGGAGCAAAGACAAAAAAAGUUCUCCAAGGUUUCUGUCAUCUUUCACUCAUUACAAAGUCUCUCAAAGACAGAGAUUAUGUCCACUGUAUGUCACUUGGAAUCUGGCAUGGUGGUUAUCAAUAGCAUGUUAAAUAUCGAUGUCUUCAUACUUUCUAUAUUAGGUUCCCCAAAGCACUUCUGCAUCUACAGCUUCCCCAUGAGAGCAAGACAGUCAAGCUUCCACAUGGCAUAAACUCCCUCAGAUGCCUUUCAGUGUUUGAAGGAAAACUAUUCCAAAUGAACAUCAGGGGUUCUUCAACUACAUAACCAAGGAAAAUGGUUAUGGAAGUUAUAAUUAUCAUUUUAAAACCUCAACAGUAACUAUUGUUCCAAAUGUUUCUUUAAAAAUGAGUAUUUGGGUAAGAAACAUCAUUGGAUGAUAUAACCAUGAACGAAAUCCUACUAAGAAAGAAAAUCAUACAGUCUCUGAUUAUUACCCCACAGAGAGGUAUUUACAAAGGUUCCAUAAAAAUGGAGACAUUUUGGGGACUUCCUUGGCAUUCCAGAGGUUAAGACUCUGUGCUCCCAAUACAGGGGGCAUGGGUUAGAUCUCUGGUCAAGGAAACUAAGAUUCCACAAGCUAAAAAAAAAAAAAAAAAAAAAAUAUGCUGGUAUAUUUUUUUUUUAGUGGAGACAUUUUGCAAAUGUCACCUUGUCAAAGUGAUGAAACUCCACAUCACUGAUGAUGGGAAGAAUGGACACCCUGUGCCCUCAGUGUGAUGGCUGAGGAGGACACGUCACUGAUGUACUAUUCCUGCCAGAAGUGUUUACCUGAAUCUAAUCAUGAAGGAACAGUCAGACAAAAUCCAAAUUGAGGGGUAGUCUGGGAAAAACUAGCAUGACCUCUUAAAAAUAAUCAACAUCAUGAAAAAUACAAAAAAGCUGGGGCUGUUUUAUUAUUAAAGAGUCUUAACAACUUAAGAGCUUUGAUUGGAUCCAAGACUAGAGGGGAAAGAAUCAGCUAUAAAUAACAUUAUUUGGAAGGCAGGGAAAUUUGGUCUUAAGUCUUAAAGAAUCUUCAAUAGAUUACUGGUUCUGAAAGUAUUUUUUCUGGGUAUAGAAUUCCAGGAUGAUAGUCUUUUCUUUCAGCACUUUCAAGAGGUUGCUAUAUUGUCUUCUGGUUUGCACUGUUUCUGGCUGAGUUGAGAAUGUGAUGGACAAAAGUCACAGCAGUCAAAUGCUGGAGACAGCUGUGCCUUGCAGGAAACUAGCACUGGAGAAACUUCAGGGGUCAAAAUGUGCUCUCCAGGGAUCUCAACACAAGCCACACUAGAAUUGGAAGGAGAGCCCCCUCCCUCCUCCAAAGUGUCUCAAGCAUCCUACUGACCAUGCUUAACAUGUUGCUGUUGUUCAGUCACCAAGUUGUGUCCAAUUCUUUGUGACCCCAUAGACUGCAGCAUGGCAAACCUCCCUGUCCCUCACCAUCUCCCAGAGUUUGCCCAAGUUCAUGUCCAUUGAAUUGGUGAUGCCAUCCAACCAUCUCAUCUUCUGUUGCCCCCUUCUGCCCUCAAGCAGGGUUGACAAGCAACAGCUUCACUAGCAUACAGCAGCCCAAAAGGUGAAUUUGAAGCUGAGGCAAUAAAUGGAUAACCAACACAAUGGGACUUCGGGGGUCAUUUCUGUAUUCCAUGUUGGACAAACAUGCCCUGUGUCUUCAGGGUCAGCAAUGGUUUCUUCUGCAGUGUCUAAUCUGCUCUUAGUUUCCCUCUUGGUUUUUAAACCUCCAGCAGCUCUGAAAGUCUAGAGACUUUCCAUCUUCCACAUCUCACAGCCUGCUCACACUUUCCUGUUGUCUGAAUAUAUGGAAUACAGUCAGAAUUGUCUGUCCUUUUCCACUAAUUGACUGGCCUUUCUGGGUCAUUUUUUGACUUUUCUUACACCUGGUAAUUUUUGAUACCAGACAUUGAAAACUUUCUCUUGUUGGGGACUGAUGAUUUUUAUAUUUCUUAAAAUAGUCUUGAGCUUCAUUCUGGGACACAGUUACCUAGAAACAGUUGGACACAUCAUCUGUGACUUGGGCAGGGUUCCUAUAUUAAAGCCCAUCAGAAGAAAGAUCACAUGAGGGAAACAAAUACAUUUUUUGUUUUUUAAAACAGAAGUUAGGCCAGAUUCAGCUAAACCACAGCUGUAACAUCCAAGAAGAUGCAACUUGUACUUAAAAGCCAUGGCUUCCAAGUAGGUUCACGUGACUCCCAACACACUUACUCCCCAGUCAGCUUAUCAAAGAUGGGAUAGCUCAAAUUAUUGGUGAAUUAAUUGAACACUGAAUGUUUACCAAAAAAGGAGUAAUCUCUUAUGUAAACUUUAGGGAAAGACAGAAAAAAAAGCAAAGACAGGAAUAAUUAUCACAUAGCCUCCUACAAUUCACAUGUCCAGUAAUAAUCAAUGAACUUUUCUUGAAGAAGUAUUUAUAUGUUAUAUGUACAAAUAAUUAUACUUUCAAAUAAAACUUAAUAGUAUAAAAA
Messenger RNA from Cervus elaphus (red deer), 7383 nucleotides. RefSeq names its product NLR family CARD domain containing 3 (gene NLRC3). Gene Ontology annotation, cellular component: cytosol. Lineage: Eukaryota; Metazoa; Chordata; Mammalia; Artiodactyla; Cervidae. Gene Ontology annotation, biological process: negative regulation of canonical NF-kappaB signal transduction. Gene Ontology annotation, molecular function: protein binding. The transcript has 20 exons. The record is from RefSeq and is a predicted model, not a curated record. The coding region runs from base 1136 to 4333 and encodes 1065 amino acids.